Molecule: messenger RNA, 1083 nt
Organism: Diaporthe citri
Lineage: Eukaryota; Fungi; Ascomycota; Sordariomycetes; Diaporthales; Diaporthaceae
Exons: 4
Coding region: 1-1083 (360 amino acids)
Biological process (GO): polysaccharide catabolic process
Molecular function (GO): cellulase activity
Source: RefSeq, a predicted model, not a curated record
AUGUUAUCCAUGUCUGCAGCCACCCUUGCAGCCACCCUUGCUUUGCUCUCUGCUGUCACAGCGUCUGAGAAACCGUCGUCGUCCUCUUCAUCCUCAUCCUCAACAGCGGCCACAAACGGCUACGAUGCCAUCAUUUGUGGUCAAAACGGCUACGCAGAUGGCUCUGGUCUCUCUUACAGUGCAAAUGCCUGGAAUCCUGAUGACGGCGGUUUUCAGUGCCUCUCGAUAAUCAACGCAAGUUCUCCCACUUACGGUGGCUUUGAUGCGACAUGGAAGUGGCCUGGAGAUCCAGAUACAGGGGUGCAUUCCUACCCGCAUGUCACAUUCUCGUCGGGCGACCUGCCGGCUUCCGUCUCUAACAUCUCCGCCCUGAGGCUGGCUGCAUCGUGGACCUACACCCCGGGUACAGUUUCUAAAGCUGACGAGGCUGCGCGCCUGGAUGCUUUCGACGCCAACGGCCUCAAUGAUGUCGGAACGAAAGCCAACAUCGCGUUCGACAUCUUCAUGGACCCGGACAAGGGCAACGCGACCUCUGCCACCGCUGCCAAGUACGAGAUGAUGAUCUGGAUCGGUCAAGUUGGCAAGCCUCAACCCCUAGGCUUCAAUUCUGGGAAUGCCACCUGUUACACCCAGCAGCUGGGUUCCCUCAACUUCACGCUAUUCGUAGGCAAAAACACCCGAGGCACACUUGUCUACAGCUGGGUGUCACCAACAGACCAGACGUCCUUCGACGAGGACAUCACGCCGCUACUGCAAUACCUCUGGCGUAACGAUCUCGUAUCUGCUGACGCCCGGAUCGGGCUUGUGGAGUUUGGCUCCGAGGCCUACCAUGCGGGCAACAACGUCACUUUCAGUGCCGGGGGUUUUAACAUGGACGUCUGGCCUGGGAGUCCUGUCAAGUUUGAGCUGAAUCCCGUGGCAGAUAAUUGCGAUGCUCCGCAGAGCCCAGCUGGGCCACAGGGAACUUCAUCGCCCGAGAAGGGAACUGGCGCCAGGGCUGGAGAGGGCCCAUUGGCAGGAUUGAUCAUGGUGAUGGCCGUCAUGCUUUCUUCAGUGGCAAGUUUAGGCUUGUACGAGCUGUAG